GUUAAGUUCAAAGCUUACGGUCUUGUCUUCCAUGUUUUUUAUUACUUUUUUUCCUACUCUCUGCCUCUCUCUCUCUCUCUCUCUCUCUCUGUUUCUCUCAGCGCUGACUUGACAAUAUACAAGAAAACCCUAAAAACAAAAAGAUCUCUAAUCUUUUCAAACUCUCAAAUGAAUGCAGAUAUGUUUUUCUAAAUAUCAGGCUGCGUAGUUUCUGCUGAGAUGUUCUGUGCAUGUUGCAGGUAUGGCAAUGACGUUGAAAAUUCGAUCCUGAUCCAAUAUUAUUCGCAAUGCAAUUGGUAUCAAAUGAUAGUCGCAAGGAAGAUAUUUCAGAAAGUGAACCGAUCUUAUCCCAUUCUAACAUUUCGCAGCACUCAGAAGAAGAAUCACCGUCCUCUCUUGAAAUUAAAUCUUUAGGAAGGGAUUGUGAAAUUCAUGUUGAUGAUUUAGAGAGUAUUCAGAUUGAUGAAACUUGCCAUCUGGUGAAUCCAGACCAUCCACAGUGCCGUAUAUGCCUGGAUAAUGAAGGGGAAGACUUGAUUGCACCAUGUCAUUGCAAAGGCACUCAGAAGUAUGUCCAUAGGUCAUGUCUUGAUAAUUGGAGAUCAACUAAGGAGGGCUUUGCAUUUGCUCACUGUACAGAAUGCAGAGCAAUGUUUGUAUUGCGGGCAAAUGUCCCAGCUGAUCGAUGGUGGUUGAGAUUGAAAUUUCAGUUCCUUGUUGCUAGGGACCAUGCAUUUAUUUUUGUAGUAGUUCAGCUGAUUGUUGCAUUCUUGGGUGUGCUGGUGUACAAGUUCUAUGGGGAGGAACUAAGGGAAAUGUUUGGCUAUGAAGAGCAUCCCUAUGGAUUCUAUACUAUGGCUGUUUUAGCGAUUGUUUUGGUGGGUUUGCUCUAUGGUUUCUUCAUUGCUAUAAUAUGUGGACAAAGGAUCAAUGAGCGCCACUAUCAUGUUCUUGCCAAACAAGAACUUACAAAGGAAUAUGUGGUGGAAGACAGAGAAGCUAGCAAGGAUGUCCCUGAACUUGGAGCCAGUCAUGUCUCGGAGCUAAGAAUGUUGGGUCUUUAUUAGUCUUGAAUUCUCUUGACUUCUGUGUACUCUGUCUUGCUAUCCUGUGCCUGGUGUUGAUCUGGUCUGCAUGAAUUUAUGCAUCACUCCAUAGCGUGUAUGUUGAAAUUUUUCAUACUACUGUUUCAAGGUCUUACAAUUCUGUGUUGUAUCUCAUUUUUUAACUUGGCAUUUGAAUUUUUAGAAACCCAUGCCCGAAGAUGAUCUUUUCUCAAUCAAACUACACAACCACAAAAGGUGUGGUUUGUCUUGUAUAUUUCUAUACAUGUAUGCGUUUUGACUCUUGUUGUGUACUCGAUCAUCAGCUUCUUGAGUUUUAUAUGUUAAAAUUUAUUGAUUUACAAAAACA
This is a messenger RNA of Populus nigra (black poplar), 1413 nucleotides long. RefSeq lists its product as uncharacterized. The record is from RefSeq and is a predicted model, not a curated record. The coding region runs from base 288 to 1067 and encodes 259 amino acids. Lineage: Eukaryota; Viridiplantae; Streptophyta; Magnoliopsida; Malpighiales; Salicaceae. The transcript has 8 exons. Gene Ontology annotation, molecular function: zinc ion binding.